Trifolium pratense (red clover) is the source of this 791-nucleotide messenger RNA. RefSeq lists its product as uncharacterized. The coding region runs from base 178 to 618 and encodes 146 amino acids. The transcript has 3 exons. The record is from RefSeq and is a predicted model, not a curated record. NCBI's taxonomy places the organism in Eukaryota, Viridiplantae, Streptophyta, Magnoliopsida, Fabales, Fabaceae.
UUAGCUGAUCUAAUCUUUGAGCUAGUAGUAAUAUUUUGCAGUUCAAGUGGGACCAUACUCUUAAAUGUAUAAUGUUUAGGAGACACGUAAAUAAAUUCACCAUCGGUUUCUCCAAAACAUUUGUUUAUGUGAUCAUCAUUUUCCCAUUAGUUUCUCAAGGAAGCAGAGACACCAUCCAUGGUUACAGUCACAGAGAAUGAUGAAUUGGUUAUUGGAUGGCCACUUGGGCUUAGCUUCUUGAAUAUGAGACUUAGAGUUGUGGAAUCCCUUCCAGCAACUUCUUCAGUGGAACCAUAUCAACUGCACAUUCCAUCCACAAGUUUCUCUUCAUUUUCAACCUCUAACCUUGAUACUGAGUCUACAGCAUCUUUCUUCCAAGACAACAGUGUAUCCCUUGCACAGCUAAUGGGAUUUAGAUCACGUGACAAAGGACGAUUGUACUUUCCCAACUCAUUAAGGUUUGAAGAAAAGAACAAGAAACAAGAAAAUGGUUCUUGUUUUAAUGGCCGCAAAGUACAAGGAAGUGAUGUGUCUAGAGUCAUUUGCAUACCUGUGCUACUUGAUACAUUGCUAAAGAUUAGAAAGAGUAAGAAGAGUGUUCAAGCAACUAGGAUAUGAUUAACACGUUUAAGAUGAUUCUGUUCUUGCUCCAAGUCAAAAUUCACUGAAGAUUUCUAGUCAUUUUCAACUAGUUUUUGGCAUACUUAUUAUCUGUUGUAUGUUGUAACUUUCCAAAGUUUUUUAAAUGUCAAUUGAUCAUAAUUGUUAGAUAAAUAAAAAAUCUUUCCCAA